AUGGCGGCUUCGGGGAAGAGGGCAGGCAAAACAAAUGUUUUUUGGUCGAAGGAUCGUAUCCUUUCCGUAACAUGUAGUACUAACUUAUUGAUCCCUGAUUAUGUUGCUAAUAUAAUCGCUGAUUCGUUUUGGUAAAAAAAUUGUUAAAGUAACACAGAAUGAUCUGACUUAAAACGAAAUGUUCAUGGAGCAAAAUUACCAAAUACUUUGAUCUAUAGUUAAGCUUAUAGUUUUAGACCUUUCGAAUUUACAUUGAAUGAAGGAGACCUCGUUACUUCACCCUUUACUUUGAUAUUUUAAAAAUGAUCUAUAUGAGACCCUUUGCCUUUUAAAAUCCUCUCGUUUCCUUCGUUCACAAACCGGUAUAAUGAAGAAAAUCUGAGGAUUUGACAAGAGCAUUUCAUUGUAGACUGAGAUAUACCUGAGGUCAUGGUCACUUUUAAUUUAUUAUUAUUUGUGUUUAAACCUUGACUUAAUUUUCUUGGUGAAUUCAGCUAAUGAUCAAGAUGACAAAAUACUGAAACUGCACAUGCCAGGUUAGAUAGUACCAUGAUGGUAAAAUGAUUAUUAUAUAUUGCACUCACUCUCAGUCUUCAACGCAAAAAGAGAAGUUUCAUUUAUCCAAGUAGCCUUAUGUUGUAUUUAUUGUAUAAACAGUAAUGAGAUACUAAACCAUUUCAAUUGAUUUUUUUUGCUGCAAAUGGUGUGAUUUAUUAUGUAACAAUAGCAAUGCUACUCUUUUCAUGUGUGGAGAUGACAUGUCAUUUUAACAUGUGAGGAUAUCAUGUUUUCGUGCAAAAGCUCACUGGGUAUUUCAUUGGUGAAUAUACGAUGAUACUACAACAGUUUUUCAUGCACGUGUUUUAUGGGGACUUGUACUCAUAAUGUGAAGCUUUGGUAUAAAAAAAACUUGUUUUACAAUAUCCUGCAAAAUGAGUUGAAAAACAAUGUUGAGCUUUUUACCAAAACCUGUUAACAACCUGAUUUGUUGCAAGACAGGUUUGAUCUGGGUGGUAAAACGCGCAACGUCACUAUUCAACUCGUUUUGCAGCAAUGUUGCAAGACAAGAUACAUGCUUUUUGUGGUCAAGGACAAAACAUGGAGCCAGGAUCCAUGGACCACUUAUCUGGAUGGGGUCGAUGGACAUUUUUUUUAAGAAGGAGUCGAAAGGAGAAAUGAACAAUAAACAUUAUGUCUGGCAUCAAGCUACAGAAAUAUCGCAAACAAGGUUUGGAGGUGUUGAUCGCUGAUAUUUACUUUCUUUCCCAGUCUCACUCUCCAUUUUCGAAUUUGUGAUUGCAAGCAGCUGAGAUACUUCAUGAUAAUAGUUCUUUUUUUUAUUUCCAGGAUUCAAUGAUGUGAAUAUAUAUAAUUUAUUUCUCUAUUUAUUCUCUGAAAGCUGUGCUUUCAACCCAGUUGUCAAACUGACUGGCCUGGCCAAUCUAGGCCUUGUCACUAAAACUAUGAUAUUGUUGCAUGCUGUUUAUUUGCAUAAUUUAACUAUGCUGUUUUUUUAGGUGGGAGGGGGGGGGAGACCAAAAAAAAAGUGUCCAUGGACCCGGUCCAUUACAGGGGGUCCAUGUUUUGUCCUCACCUGUUUUUUUUGUUGCUUGUGUUAUUGUACUUUUAGGGAAAGAAGACCCCCAUUAAUGUGGUUGGCUUACUAUAUGCAAAUAGCUUUCAGAAAUUUUAGUUUGAAAGUACUGUUGGUUAUUCCAACUAGGAAAAAAUUCCUGGAGGAAUUUUAAUGUCUGAAAAAGUGGUGCUUAUUUCCUUGUUGGAGUACCGGUAUUCUAAGAAAAAAAAUGUGUUCCAGUUUUUCAAUCCCAUCUUUGAUACCAGUUUCAGGCUUUCACUGCUGUUUCUUUUUCUUUUCUUAAAUCUUUUCUUUGUUUUUUUUUGCUAAUUGGGGCUGAUUUAUACUAUUUUCUUAAGGUAAUUCUGAAGUAACAAAAACUCAAUAUAUAAACUCUUACAUGUAAAUACAAGAGAUACAAAAAGUGGCAACCAAAAUGGAGACAAGAGUGCAUUUUGAUUGUAAAAUUUACAUGCAAUACAGUCAACUCCCCCUUAUAAAUUGACACCUCUAUAAGCUGGACACCUCCCUAAGACAGACACCUGUUUCAUGGUCACUGCUAUUUAUCGGUCAUUUUAUUGACCUUUUAUGGUUUUUCAAUUUUUGACAUUGACAAGUUUGGCAAAAUCUGUCAACACCACUGAAAAGAGCACCUUAAAAUUAGUAGAAUUGCAAAGUUUGAAAGUGAUUUCUUGAAAAGGUAUCACUUUCAAAUUUGGCAGUUUUAGUAAUGUUAAGGUGCUCUUUCCAGUGGUGCCGAUGGAUUUUCCUUAUAAAAUGAUCCAUACAAAAUGUUGAAAAAACCAUGAAAACGUCUAUUCUCUCUAUAAGACAGUCAGAACUCUAAGAGGGACAAAGAACACUUUUGAAACCAUCAACGGACAAUAAGGAAGAGCUUUAUGUAAUACUGUGAAAAAUACCUCAAAACGCAAGUGUAGGUGCUCUACAUGUCAUUAAAUUAGCAUAUGGCUCUAUUGUAGUCUUGCUCUAGAUUGUAGAUUGUAUACUGUUACCCGUUAAGACUACGAAGCUGUGAACAUUUGCUUGUACUGAACAUUUGAAUAAUUCCCUUUUUUCUGUUACAAAGUUGCAGUUUUAGCUGUUUUGAACAUUUAGUUAAACAGGCUUCAGGUGUGUAUUCACUGCGAAUAGGUUCUGCUUUAAAAUUACUUGUGUCAGGUUACCUUGACUCACUAAAAGUUUCUCUAUCAACUAUGACAUAGACAAUCAGGGCUGGUGCCAAAGGUGUCGGUUUUAGAGAGAGUUUCAACAGUGAAAAGUGAACAGGGAGAAAAAAAUUACUCUUAUUAAAAAAGAGAGAUAUUGUGUUAGGUAAUGAGGUGAAUUUUUUUGUCAUUUCUGUUUUGGAUCUGUUUGUCUUUGAUAUCUAGAAAAAAUGGGAAACAAUUAAAAGUAGACUUCACUCAAAUUAAGUUGCCUUGUCUGAAGUAAAAUUUACCAGUCCUUGUGUUUUGUUUGCCAAUUUACCGAUUUGAUUAACCCUUUCAGUCCCAAUAGUGACCAACAUCAUUUUUCUCCUAAUGAUAUCCAUACAUUGUCACGAGAUUAUGUUAUGAGAAUUAAUAAAAUGAUCACCUAAGAGAAAAUGCUUUGAACUUUUAUCAAAUUCUCUCAACUCAAUCUUUAAAGACAUAUGUAGAGAUCAGUUUGGAGAAUUUGUAUGUGGAUUUAGGGUUAACUGACCGGUUUGCCCAUGUAAAUGGUAAACAACCACUGUGUCUUUGAUUGGGGCAUUUUCUUCAUCUUGAUAUAGGUGUGUGCGACAUAAUUAUUAUGUCAACAGACUGAAAAAGUCAUUUAAAUAGUAACUUGUUUCCUUGUCAUUUGAAAGUAAAUUAAUUAUUAUCAUUAUUCUCUAAUCAGGGAUGUUGCUUGAACCACACACCAAUGUCAAGAUGCCCAUGGUGAGAAAACCAGUUCACAUGAUUAAACCAAGGGUUGUUACUCUUCAAAAGUCUAGUCAUAAUUCACUGGAAAAAAAGUGUUUCCCACUGAAAACAAGUUCCAGCUACACAAACCAAAAGAGAGACAGCAAUGACUCUAAUUCAGCUUCAUAUCAGCGUCAACUAAUCCUUGGUAAGAGUCUUACAUGUAGUAAAAAUUCUCAGCAUACAGCGGUAUCUUGAAUGUUUUAUCAAUGCUCAAGAUGAUUUGACCUCAGGUCAAUGACCUAGGUGCAGCUAAUGAACAUCGUGGAUUCUUUACAGUUUUCACAGUAAACCAGUGUUUGGAUAUUAGUGCUUGUCAUCCAAACGCAUCAUUUAAUUUAGGUUUUUCUGAAAACUUAAGUAGGAAGACAAAAACAUUAAGUAGGCAGCAGGCUUUCAGCCAGACAUUGAAAACUAGCUGUCCAGAAGGCAUGUUUUCAUAUAAAACUAUAACAGAUUAAGUGAAUUUUCCUUGUAUUUCUUCCAAAAAUGGGUAUCCAUAGGAUGGCUGGACACCCUUCUUGCUAAAAACUUGGUAGGCAGCAAAUUAUUGAAUUAAAAGUUGCAUUUUUCAUGCUGCACACACUGGCUGUGUUUGGGCGAAGGUACAUUGCAUGGGCAGGUAGCUGCUUUUCUUUCAUAGUGAGAGAGACAGGGGGCCUCUCCAAGACAAGUGCACUUUAGUGCAUUUUGGGUGAUAUUAGGGAAAAUUUAAGCCACGAGGAUUGCAUCUUUAUAUACCUACAUGUAUAUUUCCUUUACUUUUGCUUUUGCUCCAUUUCCCCCUCACGUGUUCCCCAGCACGCUCUAACAAAACUAGCAAAGAGUGAAAAAAACAAAAACAAAAAAACAAAAGUUAACCAGUGCCCGCGUUUAUCAUGUUUGUUUUUAUGGAGCAAAUUAAUUGCCAGAAUUGAUUGAAAUACUAUUUUGUCAGCAGUCAGCAUGCACUUGUGGUUUUUGACAAUCAGGAAAGCUUCCUUGAUUGCACCUUUAUUAAUUUACAUUUUUGUUAAUUAUUUCACCUUUUAAAGGUGAGAGACCCAAAAGAGAACAAGGGAGAAAUACAAAGCAGUUUACUCUAAAGGAAUUGAAUCCUCAAGACAAGAAACGAGUGGCUAACCUGGUUAAAGAACUUGCUAAAGUUGGUGAGGAACGGGUGUAUGCUGAAGAGAAACUUCAAGAAGAGAGGAUGGCAUUUGAAGAACGGCUUGCUAUCCUGCAGGAAGAAUAUGAUGCCGUUAUUAAAGAGAAGCACCGUAUCCUUUCUUGUUAUGUCAAUACUAAACAAUCAUUGGAUGCAGAAUAAUCAAGGUCAAGGGAGGGGUUAUCAACCGAAGCCGAAGGCCGAAGGUAAUUCUGGAUAUCACAAAAACCGAAUCUAAUAAUUGUUUUAUUACUUUCUUUCUCGCUUCGACAUAAAAUGUUUUCAAAGUUUGUGCCAACUCUUUCUUUUCCUCCGGUUCUGUCAGUUUUUUCUCUUUCAUGUUAUCAGAAAACAGCUCCUUUGCCACCUUCGUUGACCUUUUCGUGUUUUGUGAGUCCUUGUCUUCAACUAUUUUUUCGAUGUCUUGCUCGGUCAACGAAGCAGACCUGGAAGUCAUGUUUUUGCUUCUUCACUGACGGCAAGUAACACAAAGCUCGCAAACUUGACGUGAUUACCCUUAGAAAUCAUACACCACGGUCAUACAUGACAUGAAUGCCCGUGACCUUGAGUGUCCUUGACUUGAUUAUUGUAUAAUCCGCAGCUAGAUGAUGUCCCAGGCGCUGAUUUCGAAAACUCACUGUACCCUUUCGGCCAAUCAGAAAAGAGAUAGUGAGUUGAAUGGAUAAUAAUUGAGAGUCACAUCAGAUACACUGUAUUUGUUCACAGUGAGAGAUUGACACUUACAGACAAUUACAUAUACGAAUUACUGGAUUUUGUCACCUUAAACCUCGACUCGUUGCCAUAGACAGCAGCCGACUUUUCGCGACACCACCACUGGUUUCCCCGCGAAAUGACGUCUGAGGAACGAGCGAAGUAAUUCCAUAUUGAUGACGUGUCACCACUCUGAUCGCGACAGUACUUCUAAUUGGUCUAGCGGAGAGAAAAAUUUGCUUGAACCAAUCGGAGGCAUUGCGAUUUAGGCAGUAACACGUCAUCACUGUGGAAUUUCUGCGCUCGUUCCUCAGCUGUCAUUUCGCGGGGAAACCAAUGGUAACGUUGCGAAAUGUCGGCUUUUCCCAGGCUACUCUAGGAACGCAUGAACGGUCUACAGGAUUCAAGACAAAAGGUGGUUGAAUUGAAAAAGAGGAACAGGUUAAAGAGAUUGAUUAUGCUCAAAUUUAGCUGGACACCCUUCACCGUUUUCAAGAUUACUCAAGAAUUGCGUAAAUCAUAAAUUUUAAUUUGUUUAUUUAGACUGACCACGGUAUAAAGCUAAUGAAUAGUAACUUGGAAAGGCUUUCAUUUAAGUGAUCCCAGCAUAUCCUUAACAUGUCGUGAAGACCUGCAGAAGAGGUUUGUGGAACUACAGGAGCUGCUGGUUAAGUAUCAGUCAAAUGGAAGAACUCCAUCACCAAGAAAACCUGUGAAAAGUGUAGCUUAUGAACAAAAUGAAAUACAUCAGGUUUGAGACAUACAAUCUCUCUCUUCUAGCUCCUGUUUAUAUAAAUAUAUAGAUUGUUUAUAAAAUAUAUAGAUUACCUAAAUCACUUUUCUAGUCCUCGUACGACGUCUUCCCAGGCCUUCUCGGUCAAUGCUUUUCGGGAACGUUACUAUCUGAAGCCCCGUGCAAACCGACGCAACAUAGUUGGCCAACAACUCCCAACAUUGUUGGAUUUUGCAUGUUGGGUCCGUUUGCACACUCUGUUGCAUGUUGUUCCUUCUUGUUGGGAGUUGUUGUGAAAAGUUGGAAACCAGUCAAACUUUUAACUACGUGAAAACGGACGCAGCAACUCCCAACAUUGUUGGCCACGGCAAGGAGACUCCAAAACUCGUUCGGACCUCGUGACCCGAAACGUACAGGCUGCGCGAAAUAACGAGGUUAGGGACUAGGCUUCGUGAAUCACUAUCAUUCUUUUUGGCCUUUUCAAAAAGUACACUAACAUUUUUGGCUGAAAAUCAUUAAAUUUCUGUUUCCGUUUAUAAUAUCCUCGCUAUGCACUAUUAAAAUUAGAACAACCAGCGCCGCUUCUGAACAUUCUACAAGCAUUGAAUCGCUGACUACGAUAUUUGAUUGGAAACACGUGCGUGUAGGUACAGUACAUGGCUCAUAUACUUUUAAGUACAUGAGACAACAAGUGAGAACGGAACAAGAAAUAAACUAUACAACUUGUUGUCCUUUUUUAUAGUUUUAAAGUCCAAGAAAGACUGAUGCGUUUUGGGAAUUUUGUCUCACAAGCCGGCGGGAAAAAAGCAUCAAUAUGCUAGGAAAGGAAUAUGAUUGUGCAGUCGACAAAAAAUGUUAAAUAUAUAUUUUUCAGAUCUCAGGUGACGUCUCAUCAAUUCCUCCAAGCGCACCUUCAAACAGUUUACCCUCCAAACCUGAGCUGACAGAAAUUCCAGGAAAUACAAGACCAAAUACGAGUAGCACCGAGACUGUGAGUGAGAAGCUCAGUUCAAAGUCUCAGUUACCGUUACCUGUGAUUGCUCCGCAAGCGAGAAUUGACUCCGCUCCUCACGAGAAAAGUGAACCCCUUCAUCAGUUAAGUUCUUUUCCUCUAAGUCAGCCAAGAGAAUCUGUACGCGGGAAAUCGAGCUUGUCACCGCAGGCAAAGCAGAUAGCGGAAGGUGUACUUGGUGGAUGUCCGCCUGUGGCUACACACACAAAUGGUAAAGAAACUUCUCAGUCACGUGACCAAACCGUGAUAAUACCACAUACCACGCCGGGAGAUGUACCCGCAUUAAAUUCGUCGAAUCUGCGUGAAACAAGGUAAACUUUAGGCUACAUUCACACGCCAGCGGACGAAUUUUCGACCAGCAAAAAAAUUUGACGGGACACUUCGCUCUGUUCACAGAGUUUAAAGUGAUGGGCUCCUGGUUCACACGGAACUGUGAAAGGCUAGCCAGUAGGAGUCUCAAGUUUCGUACGGUUACUGAAGGUGAUUGCGUGGGAACCGAUCACCUAAACGCGUGAAUUUUCAACCGGUCGAAAAUUCGUCUGGUGCCUUGUAAACACAUCCUAAUUCUUUGUCUUUUAAGAUCCUUAUAACUUCCCUAAAAUAUGUUAAGCCUAACUUCGUAAUUUCUAGGUAGUUAUGUGCGUGAAUAGGCCAUGUCUUCCCGUGCCUCUGUAUCAAAACGAGGUAAAGUGCUCAACCUUUGAUAUGGAAAUGAUUUUUCAUUCUCACACAAAUAAAAGUCAUUUUCACAAGAAAGGUUGUGCACUUGGCCUCAUUUUGAUGGUGAGGGUUUUUGGAACUCGGAAGUGGCCUGUUCCUGGACCUGUGGGAAAGAAUGUCAAUUUUCAGGUGCUAUUCGUACUUGUGAUCACUGAAAGAGGGACAUGUUGAAUUGUCCAUGGCUUCAAAUAUUUAAAAUCACACGAAAAACAACAUUGAUAAUUACCAAGGGCCAAAUAACCAUCUGUUUUAACUGCGGCUGUUCUGUUAUAUCUGAACAACAAAGUAGCUUGUGUGUGUGUGUGUUUCUUUGUAAUUAUUAUAUUUUAUUUUUUGCCUUUGUUAUUUGUUGUUGUUUUAGUUUAAACACAUCCUCGUCCGUUACUGGUGGUUACCAUGUCCCGUCGUCCAUCCCCCAGUCACAGCCUGCGGUGCAGCAUGGUCCUACAGUUAUGUCCCAGUACCCGACUCAUGAAAAGCACGUGUUUUCUGUGUUUGGAGGUUCCGAACCAAGGAUACCACCACGAAAGAACGAAGACAGGUAGCUAUUCUCUAUUCAUUCGGCAAACAAACUGCUUUCUUUAGUCCUGUAGUUGAAACAUACAAUGUUUGCAGGUAGCCAUUACGACACCUGAAUGAGGAUCAUUUGUUUAUCCCUGUACUAAAAUCUCCCCUUACAGUUAGCGCACCCAGUCCAGGGGCCCGUUUCUCGAAAGUCCCGGUAACUUUACGGGCCCGAUAUCAAAUAUUCAAAUCGAAAUAUAAACAAUAAGAGCGCGGGUCCUAGCCAGCAAACUACUCCAUUUUGUUUCAUUGACUGACAGUUUUAUCGUGUUAGAUGCAAAACUGUUGAAACCUCGAUCUUUAAUGUAAACGGAGACAGCUUACCGGGCCCGUUAACUUUCGAGAAACGGGCCCCAGGGGCCCGUUUCUCGAAAGUCCCGAUAAUUAACGGGCACGGUAAGCUGUCUCCGUUUACAUUAAAGACCGGGGUUUCAGUAGUUUUGCAUCUAACAUGAUAAAACUAUCAGUUAAUGAAACAAAAUGGAGUAGUCUUUUAGCCAGGACCCGCGCUCUUACUCUUUUUAUUUCUACUUGAAUAUUUGAUAUCAGGCCCGAAAAGUUACCGGACCUUUCGAGAAACGGGCCCAAGGGGCCCGUUCCUCGAAAGUCCCGGUAACUGUACGGGCCCGAAAUCAACUAAUCAAAUUGAAAUAUAAAGAAUAAGAGCACGGGUCCUGGCUAGCAAACUACUCCAUUUUGUUUCAUUAACUGAUAGUUUUAUCAUGUUAGGUGCAAAACUAUUGAAACCUCGAUCUUACAGCUUACCGGGCCCGUUAAUUAUCGGGACUUUCGAGAAACGGGCCCCUGGCCAGGACAGGUUGGCCAUACCACUAGGGUCUACGUCCCCUACUCUUUUUAAACAGUGGUGUGGGUUCUUUUACGUCCCACAAGAACCAGAUAAGUGUAAGUGCUGUGAGACAGCACCUACGGUUUUUCGUCCUUAUCCGAGAAGACUAGAAAGUCUAACAGUUUGCAGAUGUCAUUAAAAAGGCAACACUUUCUUCUCAGUUAUAUAAAGACCCUGAGUGUUGGUCCAGUAAGGGUUUGAACUCGCGACCUCCGAUCCGCUCAGCAGACCGUCGUUCACCCAACUGAGCUAACCAGGCGGCGGUUACAGAUCCUUUUGUUUUUGUACCAGGUCUUUCUCAGAAGCGUCUGGAGUAUCAGGGAACUUCUCAGCUGAGCUGGAUGCUGUGUACCGGUUAUACUGCCGUGAAUACGAGCUCCAAUUACAACUGCAGCAACAACAAAUUGAGCUACAGAAACAACAGUUACAGCUUCAACAGCAACUUCAACAGGUUGAGACCCUACAACAACAGCAGCAGCAACAGCAGCAGGAACAACAACAACAACAACAACAACAGCCACCGUCGUCAGUGAAGUCACCAAAACACGUGCUAACUGCUGGUCAGGUAAUUUGUUUUGUAAACUCUUCGAAUACAGUUCCCAUAAGCGACCACCCAAGAUGCGAAGAUUUUGUGGUCGCGUACGGGCCGGGGGUGGUCGGUUACGAGAAUCAAUCAGUAGAAGAGGUCCAGGUCCGGACACCUUUUAUUCACUUUGUGAAACAAAAAAUUAUGUCACGCAAUUUCAAAAGUAGGAUAUGUGUAGCUCCAUCCCAUCAUUUAAAGUUUCUCGUAUACUCUGCGUAGCGUAUUACAAACAGCAAACAUAGAGAUCACACCAUGCGUCUAGCGGUCGCUUACAAAUGACAAGUUGAAAACAUUGGAAAAUUAUAAAGCGGUCAACACAAAAAGUGGUCGUGGUCGCUUAUAAGUGGUGGUCGUUGACGAGAGGUUCUAACUAUAGGGCUUUGACUUAGAAAACUUUGAAAUUUUGGUCACUCAUUGGAGGUGGUCGCCCAUUGAGGUACGAAACGGCGGCGGCCACGGAAAUGUCAAAAAAGCAAUAGGUUUAAUUAGCAAAACAACAACUCUGCGCGGGCAUCGCAUUUUUUAGUACAUUUCUUUGCAGUCCCUGCAUAACUACGACGUAAAAUGACCAAAGUUUAAGUUGACUUGUGAACGGGAACGGCAAGGCGAUAAAUUCUACUAUAUCUGCUCUUCUCUUCAUCUCCAACUCAAAUUCGCUUUUUUUAAGUAACCAGGCGAAUUGGAAUAAUCGCGAAAAAAAGCGAAAGGAUGCAAACUCUAUUUUUGAGCGACGUUUUCAUGGACGUCGCCGUUGUUGGAUCGUAAAGUCCCUAUAAUCACACAAGCUACAACUGGAAAUUAUGAUCACUAACAAACUAACAAAGUUGCAAGUAUUACAUCGAGUGCAAUAUCUGGCCUGAUACCCUCAAGAGUAACACUUGUUAUCGAGAUAAAAGGUUGGCAAGUUAGCACAGCUCCCGAUCUCCCAGGGUCCAGUUGUUCAGAAGCUGGAUAGCGCUAUCAACCAGGCCCAAGUAGUUGGAAAGGUAGACAAUGAUAUCCACCGGAUAAAUCACUAUCCAGUGGAUAGCCUAAUUGGUUUCCGCGCAUAUGGUGUUUUUACGAACAUGCUCUUACCCUACCAUAGGCUUUAACUGGUCGAAUGAAUCAACCCAUAACAGUCGUAGAAGAGACGCCUGCUCCGUCUCCACUGCCCAGACCCGCCUCACAGCCCCGUCAAGUGUCACCAGCUCGAUCUCUGAUACCCACCCCUGAAGGUACGUGUGUUAUACUGCUGCCACGGUCACUGAAGUCCGGUUGUAUUUUAGAGAAGUCACCCACUAAUUCCAUUUUUUCUCGCUGUUAUAUUCUCACGUGCUUUCUCGCGUUCACAAAUAUUGGUUACAAUCUUUAAGCCACUUGCGGAGUCUUUUUCUAUUGUCUUUUUUUGAGAGAGCACUGCCUGUGUUAAGUUUUAUCUUCGUUGAAAUAUUUAUUAGGUACUUGCGAGAUUUUUGACUCUCCUCGGUAAGUUGCGUCCGUUAUUAAUUAUCUUUGAUUCCUUGUAGGUUCUUCUUCCAUUUUGUCAAACGGUCGUUUCUUACCAGGUGCAGAUGUACAAGGAUCGAGGGCGGAGUCGUCUGUCGGAACGUUUGUAUCAUGUGCACCCUCUGAGGCUGAAAUGUCUCGUGGAAGGGCAAGUAACAGGUUGGAACCCUUGCAGUAUUAAAAUUUAAAUUGUUGUAUAUUCUUGUUAAGCUAAAAGUUUCUUGAGAGUUUGAUUUAGGAGUGUGCGCAGGUUAAAGCAUUAACUGAAACGUGUGAAGAUUGUAAGGGGGCCAUGUCACGAAGAUAUUAUUGCUGUUAUUGGUCAAUUCUGUAUUUUGACGGAAGUCAUUACUUUGUGCCUCCUUUACCUACACACAAAAUGCUCCUGCGCAAUUAUGAAGAAUAUAUCAAACAAAUUUGAUCAGGGAGCACUAGUUACCAUAAUAAUUUUUGGUGAUUUUUGCAGGCAAAGCAUAAAACUUCAAAAACUUGGCCAACUUUUUCAAGUUUCAAUCCAUGCCCAUCCUUGUCAUCCGUUACAACAAACGACAGCAAACAGUAUCAAUACCUAAAUAUAGUCUUCAAUAGCAAAACUUGACCAUUUUUUUAAAAAAAUUCAAUUGAUGCGAAGACAAGAUUUAACUUUUUAAAAAGGCAGCAAAUAGUGUGACAUAGCCCCUUUAAAAAGAGACGAGGAAUUUUGCUCUCUCCAUUUUUUAGUACGCUUCCCUAAUAUUAACAAUUUGUCCAUUUAUGUGUUACUGUUUAGCUGUGUUCAUGUAAGUUAUUAAACUCAUCUUUCCCUUUCAUGCCUAACUCUUAAAAACCAAUACUUCUUACCCUGCGUGCAGAGGUUUCUUUCUGGCAUGGCUUUGUUUGCAAACUAACAACGCGAUUGACAAGAGACGCGAACGAUUUCGUAAAUGCUAAAGGCUGUGCCAGGAAGAAAUCUCUGCUCGCUGGGUAUUGCGUAAUAAUUUCUCGUCUUUUUUUCUUUUUCUUUUUUCAUCGUUACGGCUAUUUAUUACAACGAUAUAGACGUUGGGAUACUAAGAUAACAUCCUUGCAGAAAAUACUGGCAAGGCAUAUCUCUUAUUUUUUAUUUCUUCAUCGUUUAGAGUGGAACUUGGAAAAGAAAACAGAGAUCCUGUAGUUCCAGACUCCCACGAACGAGUUAUGUCUGCGCCUCCGAGUCUCCCUCAUUCAAGGCAAAUCUUAGAACAUUAUCAAGAGCCUCGAUAUCAACACGAGUUCAUUGUACCCUCGACUCAUUCAAAUUACGUGAGAUAUUCGAGAAAAGAUAAUACCCAAGCCUCUUCACAGCGCAUGAACGGAACUCUCGACGUAGUCUAUCACAAUGACGGUUUGUUGAGUUCCAGGAGCUCUUGUCAUAGCAACCAUACAGACGCUUCAUUGAGAGAAAGAAAAGAUGAGGACUUUUAUGUUGUGCCAAAUCUGUUUAGUGGAAGAGCAAGCAGUAACUUGUUUCAUCCAAACGUAGAUCAAGAAAGCGCCGUUGAAAGAGGAGAGUCCAUAGCAGAACGGCUUCAAACAGACGAAGGAUCUAAUACUCAACUUGCAUUUCUUGAGCCUCAUUCAGCAAAUCCGUAUAGGCCAACAGGCUCAUUGAACAGAGAAAUUUCUGACAGUGAUCAGCGGUUUUCCUUGUACAGUGAAGUUCACUCACGUUAUGGCAGGUACGAAUAAGUCAUUUCAGGCUCGGUUCUAAUAAACAACACUUACAACGCAGUACCACGUAAUGGGUUGUAGUAAAAUUUUAUUUUCCAAAUCAUAGUGCAAGCAGUGACAAGUGAAGAAAAUCACCGUCAUUUAAUUAUUAAAGUCAUGAAGUAAAAAGCUUAAACCAUAAAGCUUAAAUUGUAAAGAUGAAAUAAUCAGCAUGUCACGAGCUUUGGACAAACACCGGGCGGGCGCUCUAUCCACUGAGCUACGGAGAACUCAUGGAGAGAUGGAGAGCGAGGCCAUAUACUAGGUUCAUAUUUGACCCGCGUCCUGCAUACUGCUUGGAUCAGCAAUAUCGAGAUCGUACUGUACGGUGAAAGAAUGAAAGGUGAUAAAUUUUAUUCUCGGUGAACAAAUGUGAAGAUGAAUUAAUCAGCAUGUCACUAGCGUGUCUAGGUAAUUGAAAUAGGCAAAACGUUUAGUGAAUUAACAGCGUAUAGGUAAUAGCUUGAACUUUCAACAGUGAAAGUAGUAACCAUAGCUUUGAAGUACUUUACUUAAGAUUUGCAAACUUCUCUUGUCUGCCCGCGGUAAACCUUCAGUGUUACCGUCCAAUGACGCUGUCCUUCAUCUUCCCUGCGAAAGUUCGCUUUUGUAUAUCAAUAUUUGAAAUAUUAUUAAUUUUUUAGGAUACCAUUAGACAGUGGAUAUCCGCUUUCAGUGGUGGACAUUGUAGAUGGGUUGGAGGGUGA
Messenger RNA from Porites evermanni, 13768 nucleotides. The record is from the annotation of a GenBank genome assembly. NCBI's taxonomy places the organism in Eukaryota, Metazoa, Cnidaria, Anthozoa, Scleractinia, Poritidae.